This is a messenger RNA of Engraulis encrasicolus (European anchovy), 2493 nucleotides long. Its product is annotated as SH2 domain-containing protein 2A. The coding region runs from base 51 to 1643 and encodes 530 amino acids. The record is from RefSeq and is a predicted model, not a curated record. Lineage: Eukaryota; Metazoa; Chordata; Actinopteri; Clupeiformes; Engraulidae. Gene Ontology annotation, cellular component: cytoplasm. The transcript is spliced from 9 exons.
UGAACAGGGGAUUGUCUUCUCAAACAGAUGACGUCUCUCAAUGCACCAACAUGGAUUUUGACUACCAGAAGGUCAAAGAUGCUGAAGACAAACAGAGAGAGGAGCGAGUGAGGGCACUGCCCAUCCCAGCGAUGCAGCCCGUGCCAGCGGGCACUCAAGACCUAUCCACCGCCCGCAAGCCCCCGAUCAAGCCUCGCCGCAGCAUCAAGUGCCGCCCAGGGGCCCAACAGGAAACAGGGCCACCAUCGAACCCAGCGGUCAGUCAGACAGGAAGUGAGGUAGUGGCUAAGCGCUUGUCCCCUGCAUUGAUGCUGGGUCCCUCCGGGCCACUUGAGGCACUGUCCCCGUCCCUGCGUGCCCACACCCUGCUCUGGUUCCACCGCAGCCAACUGCCGCGCCUGCAGACCGAGGGCCAGCCCCUGCCGCAAUGGCUGCACGGCUUUGCCACCCGCAGGGAAGCGGAGCAGCUAUUGCACGACCAGCCCCUAGGAUGCUUCCUGCUACGACUCAGCGAAUCAAAGAUCGGCUUUGUGUUGUCUUACAGAGGGAAAGACCGGUGUCGCCACUUCAUCAUUGAGGAGGAAGAGGACAGCCAUCGUGUAGGCGAAGGUGGGAAGUACGUUAUUGCCGGGGAGAGAAGCCGCCAUUGCAGCCUGCAGGAUCUCAUAAACUACUAUACCCUCAACCCUGUGGGGCCAUUUGACGAAAUGCUGACAGUACCCUAUACUAAGACUAAUGGCUUGUCUGAGGACAUCGUAAGGAAGAGGGUGGGCGUUUCGGAGCAAGUAAACGAUAUGUCCAGGCAAGCCCACUCGGCCUCCCCGUCUCCAAACCCUGCCUCGGCGGGUGGUGAGGUGGUCUCCAAGGAGAUGCCAGAGUAUGCUGUGGUGAGGAAGGCGCUGAGGAAGAGCCACUCUCUACCAGAGUCCCCCACUGGACCACUGGACGUAGCGCCCCCUAUAGCAGUGCAGGCCUUCAGUCCCCCUUCGCAGAGGAAGGAAAGCCCGGUGUGCCCAGUCGACAGACCCCCUGCCAUCUCCACCCCCUGCGACUCCACCGAUGUCCCCUAUGCCAGAGUCAAUAAGCCUCUCAGAGCUGCGCAGACACAGGCUCCGGUACCCACACCCGGCUUGCAGGCAGCGAUGGCUCCCCUCAAUACUGCAGGGUCGCCGCCACAGCCAUCAGCAGAGCAGAAGUACUGGCACCUGGAACCUGAACACACAUACGAGGAGACGCCUGGCAACCAGGAGCACAUUGACUUCUAUGCUGUGGGCCGGCGGAGAGAAGUGGAGCAGAGCAAUGGAGACUCCAGAAACCAUGUCUACUCUGAGGUCAACCUCUGCGGGUCAAGACCGGGCCUCCCCCACUCCUCCCCAGAGCCUGCCCCGCUCAGGCAACAUUCAAGACUGCCCCCGAGACCCAUCUCCAAUCCCAACACAUUUUCCCGACCAGACAGCAAUGCAAUGCAGAACUUCGGUGGCGGUGUUCUGUCGACGUCUCCAUCCCGGUCAGGUGACAUUUCUCCCUACAGCACCAGUCGGCCCUCUGCUGCCACCGCUGACCCCUCGCCUAUCUACGAGCAGAUCCCAGCAAGGAUGUCUGGACCGAGACCACCCCUGCCUCCACCCAACCCCAAACACUGAUCAGCUGCACUCUGCCUCCAUCGAACCCCAAUAAAUAACCCUGAUGAUAACUAGACCCCCUACACUUUAGCACAACACCCUAAACUAAAAGACUCUACCAAACCCCUAAUUCAUUCAAUCAACCCGAUUUCAAGAGCUAUAUAUACACGUCUCUGGCCAGGAGCACAGGUUAUGUUUACUAUCACAGAAUUGUGAUAGAAUUGCUAAAUGUCUAUACAAACUACAAUGCAUGCAUACACAACAGGUGGGGAUUGAUUUGGUUAAGGCGUAAUGGAUGCCAACUGGUAGAGUUUGGCAGUAUGUUAGUAAACCUCCCUCCCGAAGUCUUAUACAGAUGCAAUGGUGUAGGGCUGAUGGUCUAGAGACUUGAAGCUCAGGGGUACCAUACCAGUGCUCCCAUAACAAACUAUUGCUGUGAUUGGGAGGUCGCAGGUUUGAGCACUGACUGGCAAACUAGUGCGGAAGAGUACAAUGACAUAGGCACCUUUAUUUUGGUACCUCUGCACAUUAACACAAUGGCUUGAUUAAGGUCACAAUAUAACGAGUUCUACUGGACAGUGAGGUCAGCCAUAGUGGUAGUGUGAUUAGUCAUAUUCUACGUCUCGAUUAUGCUUUGCCCUGACGCCUGCUGUAAUACAUACUAAAGCUGUAUAUUAUUCUGAAUACAAAUAUUAUCAAUUUUUUUGUGUGUUCACUGAUACUUCUUAAUUAUCCAGGUUGCAUGAAUGGAAUGAUCUGCCCAUGUUACGGUAACUGUAUAUGCCAAUGUAUUGGUAACCUUUCUGCUGUUAAGACACAUGUAUUUAACAACCGACAUAACAAGGCAGUCUAAUUUCAAAGCCAUUGAAGU